Westerdykella ornata is the source of this 414-nucleotide messenger RNA. RefSeq lists its product as uncharacterized. The record is from RefSeq and is a predicted model, not a curated record. Bases 98 to 331 code for a protein of 77 amino acids. The transcript has a single exon. Lineage: Eukaryota; Fungi; Ascomycota; Dothideomycetes; Pleosporales; Sporormiaceae.
GUGCCCGGAUGUUCUGCUGACGGACGGCCGUGUUUCGGCAAAAGCUGUUUCUUGGAACCAAGCUGCGACGCGACGACGCGUCAAGAGGUGGAGGAGCAUGAAAAUGCAAUCUAACUAUUUAUAUUACCGCCCGUCGGUUUGCUGCAAACGCCCACAUCUGCCGAACCGGCCAGGGCGAGUGGUGUGGUGCGGUGCGGUGACCGAGGGAGCACGGGCCGCUCACAUGGAUAAAGCUCGGAUGGGUGUCAUCGUGUCAGGCCUGCUGCUGGGGAUGUUGCAAAAGGUUGGCACGGCCGAGCCCCGACGCGCCGCCUCCCGCUUCUCGCAGUGAUCAGCAGCGAUGCGAGAACGACUCAGUUUAACGGGCAUACCAGUAACUAAUAGAGGGCAUACCAGUAAGCAAGUUAUUGGCUG